Messenger RNA from Polistes canadensis, 7063 nucleotides. RefSeq names its product E3 ubiquitin-protein ligase UBR2 (gene Ubr1). Gene Ontology annotation, molecular function: zinc ion binding; ubiquitin protein ligase activity. The transcript has 2 exons. Gene Ontology annotation, cellular component: ubiquitin ligase complex; cytoplasm. Lineage: Eukaryota; Metazoa; Arthropoda; Insecta; Hymenoptera; Vespidae. The record is from RefSeq and is a predicted model, not a curated record. The coding region runs from base 333 to 5753 and encodes 1806 amino acids. Gene Ontology annotation, biological process: protein ubiquitination; ubiquitin-dependent protein catabolic process via the N-end rule pathway.
CGUAUCUUAUAUAGAAGUGAUCUCAGUCUUUAAAGUUCGCAAGCCAUUUUGUACGUUGUUCAAGCCAGCUGUGAAAAAAUAUAUAACUUAAUCAUAUUUCAGUGAAAUGUUAAAGCGUGAUAAUCUAUAAAUUAAGGCGAAGAGGAAGAUGUGCGCUAAAUGCGUGUGCGUUAAUAAAAAAGGGAUCAAAUUGUAAUGCCAUAACAUCGAUAGGAUUCGCGAAAAUCGAGAUUAUUUCGCGAAACAAAGAACACUACUCUUCGAUAUCUUUUAUUAACCUUGGCCUGGACGUCAUAAUAUAUUCUUCCUCUUGGUGACAUAAAGUAUGCAAGAUGAGUGGGGAUAAUAUUCAAAGUCAUUCCGAUCAAAAUAUGGAAACGAUAGAGUUAUCAGAGUUGCCUGUCUUUCCCAAAAUGGUUAAAUCAUGCGUCAAAGUAUGGAUGGAGAAAAUGAAUAAAGGUGUACUUUCACUAACUCACUUUAAAGAACAUUGGAGGAUUUGGGUUCCUAAGAUUUACAGUCCUGAACCUAAUGGCAAUUGUUUGGAUUGGAGUUUUGACGAGGAGAAAGCACAAAAAGUACUUUACAAUACGUUAGAAGAAUUCAUUUGCAACGAUGAUCCACAAGUUGUAUUGAAACAACUUAGUCAAAUGGAUAACCCUCCGUCCAUAUGUGGUAAAGUAUUUAAAAUAGGUGAACCAACAUAUAGUUGCAGAGAAUGUGGUAUGGAUUCUACAUGUGUUUUGUGCGUUGACUGUUUCAAACAGUCUGCUCAUCGUAAUCAUAAAUAUAAAAUGGGAACUUCAAAUGGUGGAGGUUGCUGUGAUUGUGGUGAUACGGAAGCAUGGAAAAACGAACCAUUUUGUAAGAUACACUUAGUUGGAACUCAAUCGAAAGAAGGUUGUGGGAAUAAACUGCCUGGCGAUAUUGCAGAAAGAGCAGUUGUUACUUUUGAAGCCGUACUGAAAUAUUGCUAUGAAUUAUUGUCGUUAGAACAUACACCAGGAUUACCAUCAGAUUUAUGCUUUAAAGAAACCGACGAAGAUCCUAUAUUCUUAUUAGCCGCUACGGAUACUUAUUGCACAGUCCUUUUCAAUGAUGAGACACAUACUUUUGAACAAGUUAUAAAUACAUUAACACGUGUCUUGAAGUGUUCUCAAAGGGAUGCCGUCGAAUAUGUGACGAAUGUAGAUAGAGAAGGUAGAUCAGUUGUAAAGUGUUCAAGAUUUCAACAUUGCAAGGAGCUGAAAGUUGAAAUAGAAAGAUUUACAUCAAGAAACAGCACUCGGGCUUUAAAAGUUCUUGUUGUUCAUGCUCACGUUAUCGCUCAUCAAACCUUUGCUAUGAAAUUGUUGAAUUGGUUACAACAAUUUAUAAGUGUAUGUGAAGGUUUUAGAAUACUUUUUAGCAAUGUCGCACUUAACACAAAAUUACCAGAAAUAUCAAUUGUCGAAGGUAUACUAAUGAGAGAUUCGCAAUUAUGGAAAUCUGCUAGAACAGCUUGGCACAGAUUGUUUAUAUCUGGAAUGCUUAUGGAAUAUGAAAGUAAAAAAUCUUUGGCUAUUGUAUUCACUUAUAAUUAUGGUUCAGUCAUGAAAGAUUUCAUUAGAGAUGAUCACGAUCAUUCGUUUUCAAUAGUUUCUUUGUCCGUACAAUUAUUCACGGUUCCCACUUUAGCACAUCAUCUUAUAGCGCAUAACGAUGUAUUAUUUAUUUUGUUGAACACAUUCAUUUCGGAAAGUUCGCGUAGGUGUAAUUCCGCUGGUAAAUUAGAAUUUGAAAGGAACACACCCAAUACAACAUUUAAAAGAGCUCAAUAUAUACUUUACGAUUUAAGAUAUUUACUCAGCGCCAAACCGGACGUUUGGACCGACGAAUUAAGACGAGGAUUUUUGCAAGGAAUUUCAUUAUUGUUAAAAUUAUUUUGCAGUAUGCAAUGUAUGGAUGCAGUAUUAAGACAAGUUGGACAACAUAUGGAAUACGAGCCCGAAUGGGAAUCUGCAUUUAAUUUGCAUAUUAAACUUGCACCAGUUAUUAGUUUAGCUCUUGAAUGGUGUGGUUCCGAUAAAAUUGUUUUAAUUAAAGCUUUUAGAGCAACAUUAAAAAAGCUCUCUGAACAACCAAGAAUUGAAUCUGCAAUAACUCAAGUUAGAGAGCUGGCAGAUCACAGUGCUACAUGUUUGCAAUACGAUGUUUCUUCUGAACCAGUAUCUAUACAUCUUCCAUUGUCAAGAUUUUUAGCAGGAUUGUUUCUUUAUCUCGAAGAGCACAAUUUACAUUUUCAAUCUCCUGAAUUUAUAAAUGAACCAAGACCAACACCUGAACAAAUUAUUGAACCUGUAUUAACAGCACAAGCUAUGAUAUCACAAGUACAUGCCGGAAUGUGGAGAAGAAAUGGAUAUUCGUUGUUGAAUCAAUUGUAUUUUUAUCACAAUGUUAAGUGUCGCAGCGAGAUGUUAGAUAGAGAUAUUAUUUUAUUACAAGCCGGGGCGUCUCUUAUUGAGAGCAAUGAAUUUCUUAUUCAUAUUUUGAACAAAUAUAAUCUUCUCAAUUGGGCAGAUCCAAAUUUUGAAACUAAUGCGUUAAAAAAUCCAGAAGAAGAUAGCAUCAGACAAACAAUUAAUUUGGUUGAGGAAUUUCUUAAUUUACUUAUAAUCAUUAUAGGAGAGAGAUACGUACCUGGAGUCGGACAAGUUACUGCUGACGAUCGUUUAAAAAAGGAAAUAAUACAACAGUUAUGUAUAAAACCUCUAUCUCAUUCUGAAUUAAAUAAGACUUUACCGGAUGAUGCCCAUCUUGAAACAGGCAUGGAAAGAGUUAUUCACGAUGUAGCAGAUUUUAAGAAAUCCCCAAAUACAUCAGCUGGUAAAGGUGUAUACGAAUUAUUGAAACCUCAUUUAUAUUCGGAAUAUAAUGUGUUCUUUUAUCACUACACAAAGGAAGAAUUUAGUAGAUCUGAAGAAGCUCAAAGAAAACGAAGGAAAGCUCUUGGUGAAUUAGAAUGUUGUCCACCACCAAAACUCCCAAAAUUAACGGAGGCGUUCAGUUUAGUUGCAAAUUUAUUGCAAUGUGACGUAAUGCUUCAUAUUAUGCAGACUGUAUUACAACGUGCCCUAACAUUUGUAGCAAGAAGUUUUUCCGAACCACAAGUCCACAAAAUACUUCAUCUUAUAGGAUACGCGCUUCAAGAACAGGAAUCGGGUUAUUAUCCUUUUCUGGUGUUCACAGAAAGAGCUGUUAAAUGGAACAUUUAUAAAUUACUUGAAGAUUUACAAAAUAGUCCACGUAUAGAGGCACAUAAAGAUUUACUCACUUGGGUUCUUACCAAAUACAGAGAAGUAGCUGGUUCUAGUAUGGUAGAAUCUACCACUGCUUCUACUACAGUAACUAGCCCAGAAAAUGCCAGUGAUGCAGAGUCUAAUAAAAAUGGUAAAGAAUGGAGAAUGAAAAUGGCUGCUUUGAAACGUGCGAAAAUAAUGACGCAAAUGGCAGCAAUGCAAAAGCUUUUUAUGAAAAAGAAUGCUAAGCUAUUUGAAAAUGCAUCAUCAGAUGCAAGUAAGAGUGAACAAGGAUCGGCUAUGGAUUUAACAGAAUGUUCCGAAAGUUCAUCGCCAGUUGCUAGUGGUAAUAAUCAAGCGAGUAGUAGUUUACCAGAAGAAAAAACCUACACGUGCAUUUUAUGUCAAGAAGAUCAAGCUGUAACUGCAACCGGUCCAGCGAUGGUACUUGCUGCUUUUGUUCAACAAUCAACUGUAUUAUGUCAAUAUAGAGGAAAUACAGAAGAAUCUGAUCCAUUAUAUCUGUCAAGUAAAUUAGGCGCAUCGCCGCAUACCAGCACAUGCGGUCACGUAAUGCACGCAUAUUGUUGGCAAGAAUAUUUUGACAAUGUACUUGCUAAAGAAAAUAGACGUCCAUAUCGAUUACGACAACCAGCAAGUUUUGACGUUGAGAAACACGAGUAUCUUUGCCCACUUUGCGAAGGUUUGAGUAAUACUGUUAUGCCAUUAAUACCACCUUUAGGCGUAUUGCAAUCUCGUCCUCAAAAUCAAUCUAACUUGACUUUUGAGAUGUGGUUAGAAGCUAUGAUGCUAACGUUAGAUUGUAAACUUUUUGGAAGCUAUAUGAAAAAAGAGCCUUACCAGGAGCUUCAUGAUCCUGCUUGUUUAUAUUGCACAAGCUCAAAUGGUGAAGAAAUUCCUGUUAUUGGAAUAUAUAAUUCUAAUAAUAAUUCUGUAGAACAAACGACACUUUCAUGUCCUAUUAAAGCAUUUCACCAAUUACUUGGUACUGUUGGUGCUAUAUUUGAAUCUACUUAUUCGCAACCUGGUCCAUGUCUCUCGGAUUAUCUUGUAACAAUGAUAGAUCUAUUUGCACAAACGACAUAUACAAAAGGUCUUGGUGCUGAGCCACAUGAAUCGGACUCUAGAGUACCCUUGUUGGCUUGGAAAUCAACAGCAUACACUGUUCACGCUAUUGAAUUUCUUAUUCGUGACACGGAUAAACCUUUGUUAGGUGCUUUACCUUCCAGACAAAGAGAUUGCUUAGAAGGCCUUGCCAGAAUUUCGGCCAUUUUAGGAGCUACAAUUCAAAAAGGAGCUUGCGGAAGUCCAACAUGGUCAGGAAAACAAACUAUCCGCAAUUAUGCACUUCCUCUUUUAUCGAUACUAUUAGAAAAUCCUCAUGAUGGUCCAUCUAUCUUAGAAUGGGAUCCUUUAGGUAUUUUGAUCCCGCUGAUUAAUUCUCUUCCAUCUUUGUUCAAAACAAAAGGCGAUAAUCCGCCACUGAUAAUAACAGGAGGUAUAUUUGAAUUGCAUGCAUUGACACUCGUAUUCAUAUCAUUGAUAGUAAAAAUUAUACUGACAACUGAUUUUAAUGAGAGUAUGGAAGUAGAUAGCGAAGUAACAGAAGAAGAUUAUAAGAGUUGUGAUACCAUUGUAUCAUUAGCUCAAGCUCUUGGAAUGAACAUCAUGAAUGAAACUGCUUGUGAAUUAUGGAGACGUAUCAAGGAAGGUUGCUUACCAUUUUUAAGAUGUUAUGCACUGUAUUAUCACUUUAUCUCAGAUGUUCCAGCACCAGAGGAAUUAACUAAAUUAGGCGGCGAUACGUAUGAGAAUAUAUGUGCAUAUCUUGGAUUACCAAUAACAUGCAACGAAUUGAUAGCUCCCAACAUGGAAAAUGUCAUGCGGUUGGUAAAAGUAUGGAAAAGUCAUCCAACUGUUGAAGCUCAUCUUGCUGGUAGAAGCACAAUCGAGAUCAUAAAAGAACCAUUGAGAGUUAAUAAACUGGUAGAACUUCCCGAGGAUUAUAGUGAAUUGAUAAAUACAAUAUCAUUAUUUACUUGUCCUAACAGUGAUCGAGAGGACUCGAGGAAUCCUACCAUGUGCCUGGUUUGCGGAGAAAUGUUAUGUUCUCAAAGCUAUUGUUGUCAAACAGAAUUGAAUAAAACUAUGGUAGGUGCAUGUACUUAUCAUGCGACCAAAUGCGGUGCCGGAGUUGGAAUGUUCCUACGAGUACGCGAAUGUGAGAUAUUAUUUUUGAGAAGUCCAAAUCGAGGAUCAUUCGUUUGUCCACCUUAUUUCGAUGAAUAUGGAGAAACGGAUCAAGGUUUAAGAAGGGGGAACCCGCUUCGGCUAUGCAAAGAAAAAUAUAAAGAUUUAAAUCAGAUGUGGCUUGGACAUGGAUUACACGAGGCUGUAACAAGAGGCAUUGAAUCUUCAAAUAAUGUUAUGACAAUGCAAUGGCAGCAUCUAUAACCGUUCUAAGCUUGUCUCAUGGAAUUUAGUUUGGAACGUUAACAACUGAAUAAAAAAUACACUAAAUUUACACUUAGAUAUAAGUGAAUGUAGCAGUUAGUGUUAUCUUUGUUGAUCAUGUGCUUGAUUCACUGCAUGACAUUGAUAAAAAAAAAAAAAAUUAUUUAUUCUAAGAACAUCAUAUAGAUAAUUUUGUAUAUUUAAGAGAAUUGGAUGUUAUCUCCCUUUUGCGGCAGCGUUUCAACUUAUUUCAGAGUUUACGGAAUUUCUAUUACUAUUAUUAUUAUUAUUAUUAUUAUUAUUAUUAUUAUUAUUAUUAUUAUUAAUAUUCUUAUUACUACAAUGUAAAUUAAAAUACAACAUUAUUCAUAAUAAUUAAAAAAAUAUUGUAUUGGAUUUUGUUGCUUGUAGCAAUUAGUUAGUUUUGCUUGUACCAUUAUACAAUUUAUCAUUAUCACCUUCAUUAUUAUAUAUAUAUAUAAAGUUCUAAUAAUCUAAGGAAAAAAAAACAUUGUGAAAUAUGUAAACCAAUUUUUCUCAUAGAUGACAAAACGAUCAUAUUUGGAAAAGGACUAUUGUACGAAAUUACUUCCACAGUUUUUUCUUGUAUAAAUACUGUUUAUUGCGUUUACAGAUAAACUCGUAAUACGGAUUGUUACGGUUUUCAGAUAUUACUCUCAUCAUUACGUUGCUUAAAUUAUUGAAGAAAAGAAGUGGAUAAUUACAUCACAAUAGAUGACUAGAUAAAAAUAAAGAUCGUUAAUAAUUAUAAACAUUCAAAUAUUUGGUAGAGAGUGAUGAAAUAAAUAAUGUGGCAUAAUCCCCGUCUUUUUCAUUGUUAGUCGUCUUGGUAAUUGAAAGAUAUAUGGUAUACCUAGGAUUAGAAAUACAUCUUCUUUAUACCUUUAACCAAUGUUAUCAUUGUUCUAAGAUGUGUGUUCGUUAUUUAUUUUAAUAUUAUAUUUUUAUCAUUAUAUAUAUAUUAAUAGAACUUCUUGCAACACAGUUAAAGUUUGGAUAUUAUGCGUAUACAUGUGUGUACCAAAUGUAACGAUAAAAAAAACAAAAACCAUGUAAAUAUAUGACGUGUUAUUCGUCAAUUCGAGUGAAAAAACAUGUAGUUCUUAUAAAUAUAAAUAUUAUAGAAAUAUUAAAUGUUUAUUAGAGAUGCUUUUCGCGGAAAGAAAGAAAAAUAACGAAAAAGAAAAGAAAAUGUUGACCCUAUUAUUUCGUAAAUCAUUCUUUUAAGUACAUUUUGUGGUGUUAUAUAAUUUAUUUGUAGAAUACAGGAUAAUAUAUUGAUUUACAUC